ACGUUGACUUCCUAACGAGACACCAGCUCUAAAUAACCUUCCCCUGACACCACACAAGGGCUAGAAAGACAAGAUAGACGCACAAUUAACAAAUAAUGACUUAUAUCACCACAAACGUAGGCAAAAUGCGUGUGAACGCUUGCUUAAACGAGAGAUAAAGUGAAGAGGAAACAGAGGCGUGAGCCGGUGACUGACUUGAGUACAUUACGAAUGGGGAGGAAGAAAGGCAGAGAGAUCCCUCCCAUACACUCUCCUCAUUUCCCUGCCUCCACACCCUCCAGGUUUGGCAUGAAUUGCAGUGUUGAAUAGCAAGGAACCAGAGCAGUUUCAUCAUCAGGCAGUGACAAAAACUAAGUUUAGAGAGAAAACAAAAAACAUACAGUAGACUACUGUAUGUAUAGUAAUUUAUGUAAAUAUUGUACUGUACUGUACAGUAUAUAUAUUAUUGAGACAAUCUAAAUCCUAGGUUUAUUGAAAAAUGACUAUCACCAGUCUUCCUCUCAUUGGCCAUCUCUAUCUCCCAUUCCUUUUGACAUCUAUAAUAAUUGGAAUGAUAAUCCUAAUUUUGUUUGAGAAAAGGAAAAGUGGGAGAAAUGAUAAUGUUUUAAAGAAGAAUAUUACUCAGGGGAAGUCUGUAAACAAUGGAGUGCUUGGUAAUUAUAAUGGAAAAUCCACAGCCGAUACAAAAACUAUAAAAUGUCAAGAUUCUGAAAAUGGUCCAAAUAAAAUCGGCUCAAAAUCAGCUCGGAACUCUAUUACAGAGCUUGGAGGCCAAAGUGAAAGUAGUCAGAUUAUUAGUAAUCAAACAAAUGAUGAUAAAUCCUGCUCACAAACAGAAGAAAAUUCUCAAGAUAGUACAUCAUGUGGUUCAAGCAGCGAUGAUGAUACAGUGAAACCAAGGAAACGUUUGUCUAAUGCUCGGAAGAAACACAGCUGUAGUGGUGCGAAGACCUGCUCGGAGAAGAAAAAUGUUUCCGAGGUGAUCAUUGUUACAGAUAUUGAUGAAAAUCAAGUCAAGGUUGGUUUACAAGAUUUUGAAGAAAAAUUCAAGACUGGGGGCCUCACCUGUACUAUUAGGCCUUCCCUUGAGGCACAACAUUCAUUAUUAAAUAUGGAGCCUGCACAACUAGGCCUUUUCAUGGUAACGUCACAUGAAUAUUGUGAAGAGCUGCACAACUCCAUUUUAAGGAUAAGGGAAAAGAGUGAUUGUGUGCCAGCUUUUUUGUACAGUAUUUCUUGUAUUAAAGAGGCAAGUUCUGAGGAAAUUUCUGAGUCUGCUGAAAGGCUUAAUGUGGCACUCUCCGACUUGGGGGGCACCGAGUGGCUACCCCUUACUUACAUCACCGACACUGAAGAAAUGCAAGAUCCUUCUGUAUUGUCUAUUCACCAGUACAUCUCUAAAGUUUUAAAUAAAGUCAAGAAAAUGUCAAAGAAGUGCUGUGGAACUUCUUGCAGUUCCAAAAAGGCAGUUGACAUAGAAGACUUGGCUGCAUCUCUCCUGCCAGCCCCAGUAAAGACAUAGUCUGGCUUAGGCGAGGGGCAAAGUGAAACAAUACUCAGUUUUGGAGAAUAAUUGGCUUUGUAAUGUUUUUGUUUAUCUAAAGGAAAACAAAGGUUCUUGCAAUUUAAGUACAGUAUACUGUAUUUUGUCCUUGGGUAAACGUAACUCUUAACCAGUUACAAUAUUGCAUUGUUUUUUGCAAUAUUGCAUCAAACUUUGUACCAUGCAUAAUUUAUUUUGGGUCUAUGAGCAAGUAAGUUGUGAUAUAAUGGGACAUCUUAACUUUGUAAGUUGACUCAAACCAAUAUCGGUACAUUUUGGUUUUGAAGACUAUGAAAGUGAUCUCAAGAAUGGUAUUGUGUGGACACAAGUUCAUGGUUGUUAUAUAGAGGUUGUCUUCAUAUAUUUUCAUAAAUGCUGGAUUUUUUUCAUAUAAAAUCAUUGAAAAUUGUCUUUUAAGUUAUCGCUUCAAGGCACAAAAAAAAAAUUAUUUUAAGUUUAUAAUGAAGUAGUUAACUCUGAGAUCAUCCAGUUGUACUGUUAUAGUUUUUAUUUAAUUUUUUUAUUUGGUUUCAGUUUUUAAUUUGUAAUAAUUAUCCCACUUUGAAAUUGGAAAUUUGUUCACGCACAAAUAUUUAAAAAGUAAUGUUUUGCUGAAAAAAAAGAUUGACUUGUUAUUACAUAAAUCUCAAGGAUUUUUACAUUUUUGUUAUUCUUCUUAUACCAUAUGUAGUUGUCUUUUGAUUUUAUAGACAAUAAUAUAAUAAUUGAAUAAAAAGAUUUCAUUAACAGAACAUCGACAGAUAUUUCAGAGUUGGAGAACACACUACAUAGUCGUAAAGUAUACCAAAGAAUUCAUUAUAUAGGGCAAAGAGUAAGCAGCUUUGAAGUGUAGUAGAAUAUAAAAGGAAAGUGCUGACACAAAAUACAAUACAGUAGUAGUUCAGUGAAUGGAUUUUCUUUGAGAAAAUGGGUUAAAAUAGACUAUACUUUCAGACAAUAAUUAAACUUAAAUUUUUUUGAAGUUACUAAACUACUUUUUGUUAGUGCUCCAUCUGUCCUAUUGCAAUUAUAUAAUUUUAUUUUAUUUUUUGUUUCCUGCACCCUUACUGGGGUUCACUGGAAAUCUUUCUUCAGGACUUUAAUAACCCUGUAUUUUGUGCCUGUGCUUAGUCAUAUAUUGGCUGCUCUAUUCAUUUCUAUGAUAAAUUGGUAGGUAUUUUCACAUAUUAGAAUGAUUUUUCUUGUAAUUAUUAUUUACAAUUUAGGUGACAUUUAUUUUGUCCGUUAUCUUAAGAGGAGAGAAUUCAUCUGCUCCCUGCAAGUUAGCACUUGCAAAAAUGUAAUUAAAAAUUAAACAAAUGUAAAAGAUGAAAUGGAA
This is a messenger RNA of Procambarus clarkii (red swamp crayfish), 2882 nucleotides long. RefSeq lists its product as uncharacterized. The record is from RefSeq and is a predicted model, not a curated record. Lineage: Eukaryota; Metazoa; Arthropoda; Malacostraca; Decapoda; Cambaridae.